CUCAAUUGUUAAUUAUAUUUUAUAAGUAUUGACAUUGUGCUAAUUAUUUAUUUAUUUUUUCAUAAUUCUUUAAAUAACUUAGUGUUUGAGCCUAAGUGACAGGGGGUCGCUCGGGUCAAAGGGCAUUUGGGGUGAUAGACAUGACUCCGAGACUAUAGGCACCUCCCACUCUUAGCUAGAGCACGAUGGAAAAGACUAGAGAGAGAGUUGAGAGAAGUUGUAGUAAAUGUAGAUAGCCCCCUAUUCAUGAGGAGAACACUCCUAUUUAUACAAGUCUGGAUGGUAUUUGUGUGGUCCAUGCAUCUCAGACUCUCUAUCACUGUACAUUGUACUUCUGGUCAGAAGGUGUCUGGUGGUGCACAGGGUGUCCCCCUGACCUCUUCCUUGCUGAUGUUAGGUGCGCCAACUAGUCUCUUAACCUUGUCUUCUUCCUCUGAUGAUGUAAGCCUCUAGGGUUUUGCCCCUAUGUAUUGGCUUCUAUUGGACUCUUCUUAUGGACCUUCUCCAAGUAUUAGGCUUUAACUUCAUACCUUAUCAUUACCCCUUUGGCGUCGAUAUGAGAUCAUGGAGGCGUCAACAUAAAGAAAGUCUUUUGAUAACCUUGCUUUCUUGUCUUCUCGAUCAACCGCCUGUUGUCUUUCUUUACACAAUCGACACCAGGCUUCCUUUCAAGCGCCUGCUACCUUUCAUUGGAUGGACCAUGAUGGUUAUUCUCAUGCUCCCAGAAGCAGGGGCUUGCUUCAUUCCAUUAUCGAUCUUCUGAUCAUUUGAGAGCUUGUGUGCCCUCGUGGGUGUGCUUGCUUCCAAACAAGAUGUAGUAAAAUGAGAAAGAAAAAGUGCAUGUCUCAAGUACGGAGACUAGCUAAAGAAGCAAUCAUGCCCCUUUUAUCGAGUGCCUGAUGCUUGCAUUCUUCCUUUCAUCAUCAAUUAAUUCCUGAGUGCCUACUCUUGCAUUUUAGAGGAUGCGCCUAGGCUCAUGUUAGAAGCGCCUAGGCUCUGCCAAUACAAUCUUCUUCCGAUCUAGUUGAGGACUUUAGUUCGUGUCAGAUGAUUCAAUCUAUCUUGACAUUCAAAUGAAAAAGAAACAAACUUGUCAGUUUGCCUUUGAAUACUCUGUGCCUUGCCCAUUUGUGCGAGCACCUGACGCUCUUUUCCCAUAUUCUCCUUUUUGGAAAAAGAUGAUUCCUACUAUUCCCAUACUUUCCAUUCAUUGUCCGAGAUCUUCUAUUUUUCUUUCGAUUACUUCUCAAUUUUAGAAGAGUGCUUGCUUCGAUUUUUUGGCUGAGCACUUGUCUUGUGUAGUGUAUAUGCUACUUUCAUUUCUUUGUUUUGGUUUUCUCGAGUGCAUAGGUGCUUCAACGAGGUGCCUGGCGUCUUGCUCCUUUCCGAGGUGUCAGACCUUCAGUAGGGCGCCUGACACAUCACUUCUUCAGCGACGUGCCUGACCUUGAGUGGGCGCCUGGCACUUGGCACUUGCUGAAGGUGACUGAUCUUCAGUGGGGUGCUUGGUGACUCACUCCUUCGUUUGGAUGCAUAUGACUUUAACCUCACUCUUGUGAAUCUGACAUUACUUGUUUUGGUUUACUUGAGCACAUAGGCACUUCACCCAGGCACCUGACGGCUCGCUCUUUUUCCGAGGUAUCUGACCUUCAGUUGGGAAUCUAGUAUCUCACUCCUUUAGCAAGGUGCCUGACUUUCAGUGGGGCGCCUGGUGCCUCACUCCUUCACUUGUGUCUAAUGUUUAUGACUUCUAACCUUACUCUUGUAGGUUUGACAUUACUUGUUUUAGUUUACUUGAGCGCAUAGGCGCUUCACCGAUGUGCCUAGAGGCUCGCUCCUUUGCUGAGGUGUCUGACCAUCAGUGAGGUGCUUGAUGCCUCACUCAAUCAACAAGAUGUCUAAACUUUAGUAAGACGCCUGACGCCUCACUCCUUCGCUUGUGUCUGACCUUCUAGAGUUGGGGUGUCUGCUCCAAUUACGCCUCACUCCUUCAGUGAGGUGUCGGACCUUCAGUAGGGCGCCUGACAUCUCACUCAUUCAGCGAGGUGUCUGACCUCUAAUGGGUCGCCUCACUCUUUCGCUUUUGUUUAACGCUUAUGACUUAUAACCUUACUCUUGUAGGUCUGACAUUACUUUUAUAGUUUACUUUAGCGCAUAGGUGCUUCACCGUGGCGCCUAGCGCUUCACCGAGGCGCCUAGCACUUCAUCGAGGCGCCUGACGACUUGCUCCUUUGCCAAGUUGUCUAACAAUCACUGAGGCUCCUCACUCCGUCAUUGAUAUUCCUGACCUUCAAUGGGACGCCUGGCGCUCACUCAUUCGCUUAUGUCUUUUGCUAAGCACUUGUCACCCAGCUUGUCGUUAGUUGCCUUAAGACCCAAACUCAAUGAGGUGCCUGACGACUUGCUCCUUUGUCCUUUGCCAAGGUGUCUGACCUUUAGUUAGGAGCCUGGAGCCUCACUCUUGAGCGAGAUGUGUAACCUCCAGUGGGGCGUCUGGCGACUCGCUCAUUUGUCGAGGUGCCUACCCUUCAGUUGGGUGCCUGACACCUUACUCCUUCGGCGAGGUGCCUAACCUUCAGUGGGGCGCCUGGCAACUCACUCCUUUGCCGAGGUGCCUGACCUUUAGUUGGGCGCCUAACACCUCACUCCUUCAGCGAGGUGCAUGACCUUCAGUAGGGUACGAGGUGCCGCACUCCUUCAACGACCUGCAUGAUCUUCAGUGGUGGGAUUUCUGGCAUCUCACUUCUUCGCUUGCUUGCCCUUGUCAGACUUGUUUUAGAAUAAGGAUGGGAUAAUGGGUGAACUUCUUAUCACCCCUUGUCAGACUUUCCCAAUGUCAAGCUUUUCCUCAAUGUGUCAAUCUUGAGCGCCUCAUCAUGUAACCGUUCUUCUUUCCUUGUCGAGGUGUGGUCUCCUAGGAUCUUGUUUUAGAGCGCUUGCCCUUACUUUCCUUUCCAUUAAAUAGAGCAUCGAGGCAAAUUGUCGUUGCUUUGUCGCUACUAAAUUUUUGGUUGAGAACCUAGGCUCUUUCAUUUCUUUUCAAUGUAUGACAUUCCAUUUUGCAAGUAUCAAUACACGAUUCAAGGUGCAUGGCACCUCCGGCGACGAGGUUGAUGGACCCUCAGCCCAUAAAAUCGAUGCACCACAUACUAGUGAUGAUGGGGACCACUUGCCUCUGCUUCUCCUCGACAAGGUCAACGAGCAAAACGCCACCCUUAUCCUCGAUAGAGUAAGAGAGCACAAGUGAAUCCUUCCGACUAAGCAGGAAAACAACACGACGACUUGAAAGAGGUGCCUUAGAAGGAGCUUGACAACUUGAAAGAGGUACCUAAGCAGGGACAUUAUGAGGGAUGUGUUCGGGACAUCAUCUCUCACGGGGAUCUAGGAUUCAGGCGCCUGGCACUCAUCUAAAGUGUCUAGCGCAAACUCUUAGGCUCUUCGCUUUGGUGGGAAAGAAUAUCAUUUGGGAUGAAUAUCCUCUAAACCGUUGGUGAUACUCCCCAAAGCAGAGCACCGACGCUCCUGAACAUGAAAUAACGCGCCUAGGAUUCUCUUUGACGGAGGAAGCGUGAUAUAUGAGCUCCAUCUGUCUAAGUAGGGAAAUUCGAGAGAUAUUGUAGGGAUACCUACUCUCAUGGGGAUCCAUCGUUGGGCGCCCCGCACCUGACUGGAGAGCCAGGCGCAAGCUUUAGGGCUCUUCCGCUUUAGUGGGAAAUGAAUAUCGGUUGGGAUGAACAUCCUCUAAACUAUUGGUGAUGCUCCUCACACAGAGCAUCGGCGCUUCUGAAUAGGAUAUAACAUGCCUAGACUUCUCCUCGAGGGAGAAAAGCUAUAUGAGCUCUAUCUGUCCAAGCAAGGAAAUUCGAAGGAUAUUGUAGGGAUACCUCCUCUCAUGGGGACCCAUGGUUGGGCGCCCAAUACCUGACUGAAGAGCCAGAUGCAAGCUCUAGGGCUCUUCCGUUUUAGCGAGGAAUGGAUAUCGGUUGGGAUGAGCAUCCUCUGAACCAUUGGUGAUGCUCCCCAAAGCAGAGCACCGAUGCUCAUGAACAAGAUAUAACGCGCCUUGACUUCUCCUCGACUUAGGAAGCGAGCUAUAUGAGCUACACUUGUCUAAGCAGGGAAAUUCGAGGGAUAUUGUAGGGAUAGCUCCUCUCAUGGGGACCCAUGGCUAUGCGCCCAGUAUCCAAUAAAGCUUCAAUUACUUCAUUUUCAACUACUAGCAUAUAUCCUUCGAGUUUUUUUUACGUUAGAGCCCGUCAUUUCCUCUCGAGGUGACAGAGCGCGUCCUUUCCUCAUGGUCUAUAGAGUUGUUAUUACUUGGCCAAGUUGUCCUUGCAUGCUGGCCAUAUGAAAUUCUUGUUUCUCUUGGAAAUUGGUGAGGUGGUGCCUUAGGCGCUCGACCUCUUCUUCAUUUAGUCAGGUGCCUCAUCGUUUUGUGUGGCGCUUGGUCUUUCCUCUUCAUUGUUGGCAUCCUACAAUGCUACCACUUAAUUCUCCAUCAUAUGUGCCCUUUCUUUGAGCAUUCAACAUUCGUCCCGGGUGAUUUGAGAAAGGGGUGGCACAAGAGUAUAUCUUUUUUCUGAGAGCACCAACAAUGCUUGGUCGAGCUGCCCCUUCAUGCUCACCCUCUACCGCCCUUGCGUAUCUUGAAGUUUGGCAAGGAGGUGUCCAAGCCAUUUGGUUUCUUCUGUUGUUGUUGGCGCGUCCUAAUCAUUGGAUGGUUCAAUUUCUUCUACAGUAAGCGCUUAUGGAUUGGGUGUCUCCCGACCGAUUAGUUUCCAAAGGGGAUUUUUUAGUUGGAGGCAUGCUCUUCUCAUAUGUCUUCUUUGAGGGGGAGCGUCUUUCAAAGUCAUGUCUAGCCCCACGGUGGGCACCAAUUGUUUGAGCCUAAGUGAUAGGGGGUCGCUCGGGUCAAAGGGCGUUUGGGGUGAUAGACAUUACUCCGAGAGUGUAGGUGCCUCCCACUCUUAGCUAGAGCACGAGGGAAAGACUAGAGAUAAAAAGUUGAGAGAAGUUGGAGUAAAUGUAGAUAACCCCC
This is a messenger RNA of Linum trigynum, 5038 nucleotides long. The record is from the annotation of a GenBank genome assembly. NCBI's taxonomy places the organism in Eukaryota, Viridiplantae, Streptophyta, Magnoliopsida, Malpighiales, Linaceae.